Molecule: messenger RNA, 2755 nt
Organism: Xylona heveae TC161
Lineage: Eukaryota; Fungi; Ascomycota; Xylonomycetes; Xylonales; Xylonaceae
Exons: 5
Coding region: 30-2612 (860 amino acids)
Molecular function (GO): pseudouridylate synthase activity
Source: RefSeq, a predicted model, not a curated record
UGGAAUCAUAGCUGAAAGAUCAUACAGCUAUGACUGUCCUGAGAUCGUCUUUGCGGGCCUUCUCCCGCUCGCCGCUGGCCGGCAAAGUCAACUUAUGCAAGACUUCAACUCGGAGUUUAUCCACAAACAGCAGCUUCGUGCAUAUCUCUGAUCACGUUCAGGAAGCUCUUCAGUCAAAGAAGCCCAUAGUAGCCUUAGAGACAACUAUCUACACCCAUGGAUUUCCCUACCCGGAAAAUAUUGCUCUGGCUUCCCACCUCGAGUCCAUCGUUAGAACGAACGGCGCUGUCCCAGCGACUAUCGGAAUCCUUGAUGGUGUAGCGCACAUAGGAAUGGGAGUGGAAGAGAUUCUCAAGCUCCUGGAGAGAGCUGGACAACAGGAUACAAUUAAAGUCUCGCGCCGAGAUCUAGGGUAUAUUUGCGGGUUGGGUCUCGCAGGGCGUAAGCUAAACGGCGGUACGACUGUCGCUGGAACGAUGGUACUUGCGCAUCUUGCGGGAAUCAAGGUUUUCGCAACAGGUGGUUUGGGCGGUGUUCACCGAGGAGCCGAGAGUAGCAUGGACAUCUCCGCAGAUUUGACAGAACUUGGGCGCACGCCCGUUGCGGUCAUUAGCAGUGGCUGUAAGAGCUUUUUGGACAUUCCACGAACACUAGAAUAUCUCGAGACGGAAGGUGUAGGAGUCGCUACAUUUGCAGACGGCCGUCCGGAAAAAGAAGUCGAUUUCCCUGCGUUCUGGUCCCGCGAUAGUGGUUUCAAAAGUCCUGCCGUAGUUCGGACAGAGGAGGAAGCGGCUGCGAUUAUCCACGCGCAAAGCUCGCUGGGCAUCUCCUCCGGCCUACUUUUUGCUAACCCUAUUCCUACCGAGUUUUCCAUUCCCAAGUCUGAAAUGGACGUCAUUAUCACUCAAGCGCUUAAUGAGGCCGACCAGAAGGGCAUCAUUGGCAAAGAUAAUACUCCUUUUAUCCUCAGCAAAAUUAAGGAAUUGUCAAGCGGAAAGAGCAUUCCUGCGAAUAGAGCACUGAUUGAAGCAAAUGUCAGGAGGGGGACAGCAGUCGCUUUGGCAUUGGCGAAACUGGAAGAGCGAGCUGAAGCCGGCCAGAGGGUCCGAUCUACGCAGCAGUUUUUCCCCGCCGUUCCCAAGACCGACCUGCCUACAUCUGUGUCUAGCCCUUCGUCGUCAGAGCCCGCAAGACCCUCUCAACAGCCGCCUCAGUCGACUCGUGAUACACCCGCAGCGGAUGUUAUCGUAGCAGGCUCCCUCGCAGUCGAUCUUUCUUGUGAUUUCGCUCCAUUGCAAGGAACAGGCUCAGCCGACUUUUCGCCAAAACUUCACACAUCCAAUCCAUCAGUCAUCAGCCAAAGCCUAGGAGGAGUCGGUCACAACAUUGCAAGUGCCGCACAUGCAGUAGGAGCAUCUGUACGCCUCUGUAGUCUAGUCGGCGACGAUCUCAGCGGACGCGCCGUACUCGACAAUCUCAGCAAACGCGGCCUCGGUACAGAAAGCAUUAAAGUAUUGGGCCCCGAAUCCGGCCGGCGCACAGCCCAAUAUGUUGCUGUCAACGAUGCCAAAAAGGAUCUUGUCCUGGCCAUGGCCGACAUGAGCAUUCUGGAGAACCUCGGUGCUAUCCCUACUUCUUCUGAAGGCAUCACUAGCCCUGGAAGCGUCAAAUCACUUUGGAACUCACUCGACUUGGCCGCCUUGCAAGCCAAAUGGCUCGUCGCGGAUGCCAACUGGGACCCGUUAACUCUCAGCGAGUGGAUAAACAAGGGCAAGUCUGCCGGAGCACGCGUAGCAUUUGAACCAGUCUCUGUUGCAAAGUCCGCUCGACUCUUCGCAAAACUUUCUACCUCUUCUUCCUCUUCCUCUUCGGCAUCAAAGCCACUUGGCGUCUUCCCCAACCAGUCUGUCGACCUUGCCACACCAAACAACUUUGAGCUCGCAGCUAUGCACUCCGCCGCACGAGACUCUGAGCAGAUCCUCGAAAGGCAAGACUGGUGGGAAGUCAUUGACGCAAUGGGAUUCUCAGACUCUGGGUCUCGACCCCAGCUCGUUAGCGCAACAAGUUCCGCCCUCGUCGAUCAAGGCGUACCGCAGCAAGCUAUCCAGUUACUCCCCUUUAUUCCUUGCAUCCUCACAAAGCUUGGUGCCCAGGGCGUGCUCUUAACGCAGCUGCUCAGCGCGGGCGAUCCACGCUUGACUGAUCCUGAAUCCGCUCCAUUUGUCAUCUCCAGGUCUUCUUCUUCGUCUUCCGCUGAACAAACUUCUCCUGCAUCGCGCACCACUCAUUUAGGAGGCGUUUAUAUGCGUCUCUUCCCGCCCGCUGAAAUAGUGCCAGACACAGAGGUCGUCAGCGUCAAUGGCGUGGGCGAUACGUUUCUCGGUGUGCUCAUUGCUGGAUUGGCAGCAAGAGCAACUCCGCGAUCUGUCCCUAGUGGUUUAACCCCAGACAUCCAUCUGUCGAUGGAGACUGAGAGAUUAGUUGAUCUGGCUCAAAGAGCGAGUGUCUUGACCCUGAAGAGUAAAGAGGCAGUGAGUCCAGCGAUAGUGGACUUGAAGGGGGAGAUUAGUCUGCAGGGUCAGGAUAACGAGCAGCUGUUUAGCGUGCUUUGAUCGAUGGUGGAUAGGGUAUGAUGCUAUAUUAUAGGGAUAUCAUCUAUUUAUUUAUCUACUAAUUUGUUUUAUUUAUUUAUUUUUUUGGCGAUUUAGUAUACUAGCCAUGGCGUCCAAGUAUUGGGUCUCAUUUAUCUGCGCUG